AUGGGCUCCUCCGAAGAAAUCCCGCCCAAAGCCGUGGACAUCUAUCGGGACACAUGGGUUCGCUUCUUGGGCUACGCCAACGAGGUGGGAGAGGCGUUCCGGGCCCUGGUCCCUGUGAGCCUGGUCUGGGGUACCUAUGCUGUGGCUACGUGUUACGUCACUGCUGAUGCCAUCGACAAAGGGAAGAAAGCAGCUGAGGAGUUCGGGGACAAACCUGGGAGGACGACCCGUGUGGCGGCUGCGGUGGUGGACACGUUUGUGUGGCAGGCCCUGGCCUCGGUUCUAAUCCCCGGCUUCACCAUCAACAGAGUCUGUGCCGGGUCUUUGUAUGUUCUCGGCAAAACCACCAAGUUACCACUGCCCGUCCGCAAAUGGACCACCACCGCCAUCGGACUGUCCACCAUCCCCUUCAUCAUCUCCCCCAUCGACAGGUCUGUGGAUUUGCUGCUGGACUCGAGUCUCAGGAAACUCUACGCCGAUGAUGAUGCAGUGAGUGGACACAGCUGCAUCCAGUUCAGUGAUGAAGAGGAGACUAAAACCAGAGAGGAAGACCUGGGACUGUUCAGACUGAGAGCAGAGAUGGUCUCCUCUGGGCUGGUCGUGUUGGCGCUGGUGGCUGUAGCAUGUGGACAACCAGGAACUGCUAAAUACAAUCUGAAGGUCCAGGACUGUGGGGCCCGGGGGCGGCGGGGUCCAGGACUGUGGGGCCCGGGGGCGGCGGGGUCCAGGACUGUGGGGCCCGGGGGCAGCGGGUCCAGGACUGUGGGGCCCGGGGGCGGAAUGACCGUUGAAGAAACCAUUCAGGAGUUUGCUGAAUCGACAAACGAAGGGGCCACACUGGUCCUGGUGUCAGAAGACCUCCCCGUGUGGCCUGAGCAGUACUCUGAGAUGGUGGGGGUCCCUGAGGAUGAGACCGCCCCCCCUGGACCCCCUGUUGCCCCUGGACCCCACGCCACUAAAGAAGGUAUAAUAGUGACAAACUGGUGUUUAAAGGUGACAGAAGUACCUGCUUCAGUCCUGGAGCCUUGA
Molecule: messenger RNA, 1029 nt
Organism: Knipowitschia caucasica
Lineage: Eukaryota; Metazoa; Chordata; Actinopteri; Gobiiformes; Gobiidae
Source: the annotation of a GenBank genome assembly